Fonsecaea monophora is the source of this 1683-nucleotide messenger RNA. RefSeq lists its product as hypothetical. The record is from RefSeq and is a predicted model, not a curated record. Gene Ontology annotation, cellular component: ARC complex. Lineage: Eukaryota; Fungi; Ascomycota; Eurotiomycetes; Chaetothyriales; Herpotrichiellaceae. Gene Ontology annotation, biological process: regulatory ncRNA-mediated gene silencing. Bases 1 to 1683 code for a protein of 560 amino acids. The transcript is spliced from 3 exons.
AUGGCCCGCACUCAAGAAUCACCCGAGGAAACUAACUGCUCAAACUCAACACAAGAUUCCAAUGCGGACGUCAACGACGCCGAUCUCAGACCAAAUGAUGCUAUGAGCGACGCUGAGACCAUAAAACUUCCGCUGAGGCCCCGACCCGACACGGCUGCCUCUAAUGAGAUUCAACAUCCUGCCCAGCCUACCCUGCCGCAGCCUGAGGCCGGCGAGUACAGCGGAGAUGGCAAUGUCCAAGAAGAAGAUGAAGAGAAUCAAGACUACGGCGAAGUCACCAACGAACCCCCAGCAGAGUUGAAGAAGAAGAGCAAGAAGAAGAGACGCAAGCCACCAAGUAAACGCGGGUUGGGCAAACCGACCGGUUUCGAAGACUACUUUGCAGACCCUCCCCUGACGCCAGAGCAGUAUGCUGAGGAGCAAGAAAUCUAUCAUCCUCGUCUUUCCUUCGUGGACAGAAUCACCACAGCCAUAGCGCGCUUCGAGAUGACGCGGAAACUCACCCCGCAGCGCAGAGACGUCCUGUACAAGUACCUCAUCUAUGGCAGUCUGACGAUAAGCCAGAAUGUCGGCCAGGGCGGCCAGGACACCGAAGGCAUGGACAAGACCCAGAUCGCCCACGCCUCGACACAAGUUCGGAUCAGCGACGACCUGCGGGAUCUGGGCACCGAGACGAGCCUUUACGAGGUCGACUUCCUCGGCUGCCUCAGAGGCUUCCUGAGCCGCCGCGCGAAGUCCAUCUUUGGCCUCGACACGCGGGACGAGGUCAAAAUGGUCUGUACCACCCUGGAGAGAUUCCUCGACUACCUUCUGCAGCGCGACGUCUGUCCAGAAUACAAGGAGGACGUACUCGCCGCCCGUGCGCUGUGCCGCAAAGCCGAGCCCGAGCUCUGGGACAUGGCCGAAGCGACGCGCCGUCUGCCGGGAGAAUUCAACGUGGCAUGCUCGACCCUCUUCGGUGGCAGCUACGCACGCGACUACGACGGGGAGACGUGGUGGGGGAACCCAGAUACCGAAGAGGCCGUAUUCGUAGGGUUGAAGCCCGACGAAGCCCAGCAGAUUGUGAGGUUCGGAGUAGCCGGCGCCGCCGACGAGGAAGUCUACACUGCAUUCCUCGCGGGCGUGCAGGACAAUGUCCCGGAGAUGAUGGACAUCGUCCACACGCAGGAACACACGGGCUUCGAGGUCACCCGCAUCGAGCCUCCCACCAGCGAAUGCAAAGCCAUCUACACGACACACUCUAAGCUCUUCCGCCCUGUCGGCCGCGUAUACGCGAAACCAUGGAAGAAUCCAGACGCGCUCCCCGAAGACCUCACCCCGUCCGAGCGAGCGGGCUCGUCCACCACCACGACCACGGGGUCAGAACCCGAGCCACAGGACGCGCCGCCCACGGAAUACGUCUUCUUUAUUGAGUCGAUCCUCCAGUCCUACAUCCGCGUGGGCACCAAAAUCGAAGCCACCGUCCGAAUCCUAGGCUGUGGGAUCAUGUUCUUCGACGAUGUGCUCAACGUGUACCCGACCUUCGACGAGUUUCUGGUCAACGAGAUGAUGGUGGGGUGGAAGUCGCCCAAGCCGCUCAAGGGCGCGCUAGAUUAUAUCUCUGAGGACGAUGAUAGUGGUAGUGACGGAGGAGAUGAUGUUGGUGGUGGUGGUAAUGUGGAAACUGGAGGAAAGAGUGUGUGA